UUUGGGUGACUUGCGCAUAUAUUAGAAGGAGCUUUUGCAAGACUCUGCCUGUUCACUCAGAUAUCCAACAAAUAUUCCGGACCAUUUCCACCCAAAACCAAUCAUCUCGUCUCUGAGUUUUGUGGGGAAGAUGAGGUUUCCCAUGGUGGAGACUGCGAUGGGCCUUGUGGCUCUUAUUGUUUUUGCAAGUUUCUAUUGGAAGUACAAAUGGAGAGACAGCUCUAACUUUGGGAAGCUCCCUCCAGGAUCCAUGGGAUUGCCCUUCCUAGGAGAGACCAUUCAGUUCUUCAUCCCCAGCAAAUCCAUAGACCUCCCUCCGUUCCUCAAGAAAAGGAUUAAAAGGUACGGGACGUUGUUCAAAACAAGCUUGGCUGGGCGUCCCGUGGUGAUAUCCACAGAUCCAGAGUUCAAUAAAUAUGUUCUUCUCCAGGAAGGAAAAUUGGUGGAAUUGUGGUACUUGGACUCGCUUUCGAAGCUCGUGGGUCACGACUCACCGGACUUGGAAGUUAAGACUAAUGCAACAGGGUAUGUCCACAAACACCUCAGAUAUUUGAUCCUAAAUCACAUGGGUCCGGAGAGCCUCAAAGGGAAGCUUCUUCGUCAGCUGGAAGCCACGGCUGAGAGAACCCUUGAUGCUUGGUCAACUCAACAAUCUGUAGAAGCCAAACAUGGUUGUUCCAAGAUGAUAUUUGAGUUCACCUCAAAGCUUCUCCUAGGUUAUGAUGCCGAAAAAUCAGGGGAAAACCUCACGGAGGAUUUGCGUACUCUCAUGAACGGUCUCAUGUCCCUUCCGAUAAACAUUCCGGGCACUACUUUUCAUAAGAGCUUAAAGAGCCAAAAGAAGCUACUGAAUAUGAUUCAAGGGAAGAUCGCCGAAAGAAUGGCCUCACCAGCAGAAACGAGGGAGGCGGACGUCCUCGACCAUGUCCUUGAGGAUAUGAAAACGAAGAGCUUUCUCUCAGAGAAAUUCGUCACCUACAUAUUCAUGGGGCUCCUAAUUGCCAGCUUUGAAUCAAUAACUUCCGCUUUAGUCAUGGCCCUUAUCCUCUUAACAGAUAGCCCUCAAGUGGUCGACGAACUUGUCAAGGAACAACAGGACGCCCUUCACAAGAGGAGUUCGGGUGCAAUAGGAAUGACGUGGGAGGAAUACAAAUCCAUGCCUUACACCAUGCAAGUCGUCAAUGAAUCACUCAGAUUGACCAGCAGUGGACCAGGCAUCAUGAGAAGAGCAAUCAAAGACAUUGAAUGGAAUGGAUAUGUAAUUCCGAAAGGUUGGACAAUUUUCAUUAGUCAAUCUGGGGUACAUCUAAACCCACAAGUAUUCGAGAAUCCCCAUGUCUUUGAUCCCUCGAGAUGGAAGCAAUUGGACGGAGGAAACGUCACAGGAAGAUAUUAUAUACCGUUUGGAGGGGGCGGCAGGCAAUGUGCUGGAGCAGAAUUUUCCAAAGCUCUCUGUGCUGUAUUUCUCCAAGUUUUGGUGACCAAAUAUAGAUGGACAAAGGUGAAGGGAGGAGAAAUUAUUCGCACUCCAAUGUUAAAGAUUGGAGGAGGUUUUCAUAUCAAGGUCUCCAAGAUUCAAGAAUAAGCACUCAUGCCGGAGCCCAUACAUAUGCGUGUUCUUUAAGUGUGGUCUGAUGUUGAAAUAAACAUAGUUUGGAAAUUGGUCAGGGAUUACGUUUCGCCAUGUUGCCCGUGGUUUUAUGAGCACGUUUAUCUGCUGUGGACAAAUUUCGAGCUUGAUAUACCUUAUUCUGGGAUGAAUGGUAAAUCUCUCCCCAGCCACCCGAAUCGAGCCGUUUGGAUAGUUAGAAAUUUACAUGCCCUUAUGAUUUGCUACUUUGGUAUGCUUUACCUCCAGCGAGGCAACCACUUCAAUUGUAUCUCAGGCGAUGUUCCCGAGACAUGACAGAUCCCCAAGAUCCAUACCUAGCUAGUUCGAUUCUCGAAACAGUUGGACGAUAUAAAUCAUGACGGGUUUGUCAGAUGAUUUAAAUGGGUUAUAAGCAUUUUCAGCAUUACUCGUAAGGAAAUGACUCCAAAUUCUAUGUUAGAUAAUUUUGGAUACCAACACAUUUGAAGGUAAAUUCAGCACUUAAGGUUUUCAAGUCAACGUUGCUUGCUGCAGAAUGGGACAUUUGAUUAUCUAGUGUUUGAUUCUUGUAAGGUGAUAAUUAAAUAAGUAUUUCACCGAAUUUGAUAAAAAUACCUUUUAGAAUUUGGAUGGAUCUAUAUGA
Molecule: messenger RNA, 2234 nt
Organism: Eucalyptus grandis
Lineage: Eukaryota; Viridiplantae; Streptophyta; Magnoliopsida; Myrtales; Myrtaceae
Product: cucurbitadienol 11-hydroxylase
Exons: 9
Coding region: 131-1585 (484 amino acids)
Biological process (GO): sterol metabolic process
Molecular function (GO): monooxygenase activity; oxidoreductase activity, acting on paired donors, with incorporation or reduction of molecular oxygen; iron ion binding
Source: RefSeq, a predicted model, not a curated record